AUGGAGCUCCUCACCGACAGCGAGACGCGCGACUUCAGCCGGUUCCUCGACUCGUUCGCCUCGUCGUCGUCCGGCCCUCCUCCCUCCUCCUCUGCCGCCGUCGCGUCCGCCUCGUCCGCCCUCGGGUUCGCCGCUCCGCCACCGCCACCUCAAGCAGUCGGUAGCUCGUCCCGGCGCACGCUCGCUCACGGCGGCGCCGCGACCUGGGACCUCGGCGGCUGGUCCGACCCGGCUGGCCAGCACCGCGCACCUCGCCUCCCGCACCCUGCUCCUCCUCCACCACCGCCCCUCCUGUCGCACCGCUCGAGCAGCGGCAGCAGCGUACCGCUCGCGCACCGGCCGCACGGGUACGCGACCGCCUCGACGGGCCCCCUCACCUCGCUCCCGCGCCCGCCGCACCUCUCGUCGGGCGCGCCGACGUCGCACCUCCCCGUCCCGCCGUCGCUCGCCUCUCACUUCCAGCACCCCGGCCUGGGCGACGCGACGCACGCCGAGCCCGACGCGAGCAAGCGCGCCCGCAUGGCGCAGCACGCGCGCGACCUCGAGGCGUGGAUGGGGCGCGCGCCGUCUCGGCCGCCGCCGGGCGCUGCAGGCGGCGGUGACGAGGACGACGAGGACGACGACGACGAGGGCGGGCGCGAGGAGCGCGGCCUGCCGCCGCUCAAGCGCGCGAGGAGCGAGGACCCGGCCUCGGCUCGAGGCCGACGCGGUGGGGCGGCGAGGGCGAGGCGGGCUCGAGGCGGCGAGGACCCGCUCGUCGCCAUGCUCGAGGAGGCCGAGCGGCGUGCCGGGUGGCCCGGCGCGGCAGCCGUCGCAGGGGCAGGACCGGCGCGCGAUCCCGCCCACGCGCUGCUGCACGCCGCCGCGAGCGCCGCUGCGGCUCAGGAGGAGGAGGACGAGGGCCGGCGCGAGCCCGAGUGGCCCGCCGUCCUCCCGCCGGGCAAGCGCAGGUCGGCGCAGCAGGCGGCGCAGGUGUCGGCGCCCGGAAGGAAGAAGCGCGCCGCCGUGUCCGACACCGCCCUCGCCGCAGCCGGCGACGGUGCGCCUGCGCCUGCGCCCGGCCCGUCGGGCCCACCGCACACCGUCGCGCCGACGUCUCGCGCCAAGGGCGGCGCCAAGAAGAAGCAGGCCACGUCGGGCGCCGCCACGGCCGUCGACACGCCGAUGGACGACAACACGUCGACGGCCGCCUCGCCCGCCCCGGUCCUCCCCGUUCCACCCACCUCGCUCAUCGACAACGACGACCCGGACGCGCCGCACCACAACCCGGGCCCGGCCGUCACGCCGCACAACAUCCCGCGCCUGCCGGCCCGACCGCGCAAGCUCCUCGGCCCGUCCCGCGCCAGCUCGACGCCGUCCGAGUCGCCCGCUCCCGCCCAGGGCGGCGGCAAAGGCGCGCUCCUCACGGCCGAGCAGAAGAAGGCCAACCACAUCGCGAGCGAGCAGAAGCGGCGCGCCGCGAUCCGCCAAGGGUACGACGGCCUGUGCGAGGUCGUGCCGGCGCUGCGGGCCGCCGUGCAGGAGUUCGAGGAGCGCGUCAGGAAGGUGACGAGCGGCGCGGCGGGCGGCGCCGGCGCAGCAGGAGGAGGAGCAGAGGCGACGGGAGCGGACGGCGCGCUCGACGGGGCCAAGGGCGGCAAGGGCAAGAAGAGGCUCGGGAGGGGCCUCGACGGGCAGAGCACGACGGGUGCGCUCAUGGGCGGCAUCCAGGUCGGCGGCGAGAAAAUUGACGGGCGCGCCGGGCCAAAGAGCGAGGCGGUCGUGCUGGGCAAAACCGUCGAGCGCGUGCGCUUCCUCCUCGACCAACGCUCGACCCUCCUCUCGCGCCUGUCGGACGCCUACGCCCUCGGCGCCUCGCACGGCCUCGACGUCGCGCCCGCGGCGGGCUCGUUCGGCAGCGAGUGGGACGAGAAGUGGGACGAGAGCAUGCGGGCCGAGGUGCUCGGUGCGGGCAUCAAGGACGAGGCGACCGACGACUUCGGCGACGAGGACGCGCCGGGCGAGUGGGACGGCGAGUGAGGGCAGCUUGCGUCGUCGUCGGCAGCCUGCGUGCAGUACAUCCGCUUUCACCCAGAG
Molecule: messenger RNA, 2076 nt
Organism: Rhodotorula graminis WP1
Lineage: Eukaryota; Fungi; Basidiomycota; Microbotryomycetes; Sporidiobolales; Sporidiobolaceae
Exons: 2
Coding region: 1-2019 (672 amino acids)
Biological process (GO): regulation of transcription by RNA polymerase II
Molecular function (GO): protein dimerization activity; DNA-binding transcription factor activity, RNA polymerase II-specific; RNA polymerase II cis-regulatory region sequence-specific DNA binding
Source: RefSeq, a predicted model, not a curated record